This is a messenger RNA of Rhodamnia argentea, 683 nucleotides long. RefSeq names its product G-type lectin S-receptor-like serine/threonine-protein kinase SD1-13. NCBI's taxonomy places the organism in Eukaryota, Viridiplantae, Streptophyta, Magnoliopsida, Myrtales, Myrtaceae. Gene Ontology annotation, biological process: protein phosphorylation. The coding region runs from base 1 to 543 and encodes 180 amino acids. Gene Ontology annotation, molecular function: ATP binding; protein serine/threonine kinase activity. The transcript is spliced from 3 exons. The record is from RefSeq and is a predicted model, not a curated record.
AUGAACCCAAAAAUUUCGGACUUUGGGCUGGCUCGAAUGUUUGAGGGCCCUCGGAUUUUGGUGAACACCCAGAAAAUUGUUGGAACACUUGGCUAUAUGUCUCCUGAGCAUGCCAUGGGCGGGAUUCUUUCCGAAAGGUCCGAUGUCUAUAGCUUUGGAGUGUUGCUACUGGAGAUCGUUAGUGGCAAAAAGAACACAGCCCUCUAUGACCAGGGCCAACGUCUGAAUCUCCUUUCCCUCGCGUGGCAAUUAUGGAGUGAUGGAAAAGCAUUCGACCUAACAGAUGAAGCAAUUGCUGUUAGCUCUCCAUGGGAGGUAAUAAGAUGCAUCCAUGUUGGGCUUCUCUGUGUUCAGGACCAUCCCACAAACAGACCAGACAUGUCGAAUGUGGUUCUGAUGUUAAGUGGCGAGUCAGAUCUGCCUCAGCCGAGACGGCCUAUAUUCACUUUCCAAGCCGAAAUGCCAGAUCGUUCUAUUCCAUUUCAGGAAGAAAGCAUCUGGUCUGUUAACACUGUCACUGAUACAUUGGUCGAAGGAAGAUGACGGCUAUUUUUUUUCUUGAUUUUUAUUUUGCUUGCUUUGGAGAUGAUUUUGAUGCUGUUUUCUAAUAUAUUAGUGUUUAUUCAAUUCAAGUAUGGCUUUAGUCCGCCCUGAACAAAAGGGUGAAUGAACUGCUCCACUUU